Onthophagus taurus is the source of this 1174-nucleotide messenger RNA. The record is from RefSeq and is a predicted model, not a curated record. Lineage: Eukaryota; Metazoa; Arthropoda; Insecta; Coleoptera; Scarabaeidae.
AUGAGCCUAGUGAUUUACAUAAUUUUUUUCGUAUGGACAGUGAAUCGUUCGAAACAUUGCUGCAGUAUAUCCGGCCCAUGAUUGUACGAAAAAAUACACAUAUUAGAGAAGCAGUAAGUGCUAGAGAGCGACUAGUUGCCACGUUACGAUACCUAGCAACCGGAAGAUGUAUUGCAGAUUUAAAGUUCAGUUGUGCUAUAUCACCACAGUUACUGGGUAGUAUUAUACCUGAAACUUGUUGGGCAUUAUUUAAGGCGUUAAAAAAGGAAUACAUGAAGUUUCCAUCAAGCGAAGCGGAAUGGUUGGAAAUAUCCGAUGACUUUAAUACUUCAUGGAAUUUUGAACACUGUUUAGGUGCGAUGGAUGGAAAACACAUCGCAAUAAAAAAACCACCAAACAGUGGAUCAUUUUAUUAUAAUUAUAAAGGCUUUUAUAGCACCGUUUUAUUUGCGGUCGUCAAUGCUAAUUAUGAAUUCAUGUAUGUGUAUACUGGAAUUAAUGGCAGAAUUUCAGACGGAGGUGUUCUGCAAGAAACUGACUUUUACGAAAAACUUGAAAACCACACUUUAAAUAUACCUUUACCGAGCAGUCUCGAUAAAGCAGCAGUUAAAUUGCCUUAUGUUUUUAUUGGCGACGAUGCUUUCAGUUUGACCGAAAAUGUAAUGAAGCCUUAUUCUUUGACUGGCAUUACUCAUGAUGCAAAAAUUUUUAAUUAUCGUUUAUGCAGAGCGAGAAGAGUGGUUGAAAAUGUGUUUGGAAUAUUGGCAACUCGCUUCAGAAUAUUAUUGAGCACAAUUACAUUGAAUAAUUUAGAAAAGAUUGAUGCGGUAGUAUUAGCAUGUUGCAUCCUUCACAACUUCUUAAGAAGAAAUUGUUCUAAUUAUAUGAAUACUCGUAGUAUUGAUACAGUCAACAGUGACGGUGACUGGCGCGAAGAGCUUCGUCAACUACAAAACUUACAAAACAGAAGGACUUAUUACAAUGAAAUGGCUAAGAAUGUUAGAAAUGCCUUUAAAGAUUAUUACAACCAUGAAGGAAAGAUACAAUUUCAAGACAACAUGAUUAACUGAAAUUAUCUUUAUCACUUUUUGUUAAGCGUUUUGUUGUUUAUUCCUGUAAUCUUCUGCUUUGUAUCAUUGUAUUAUAAUACAUAAUAAAAUAAGUAAAAUUGCAA